AUGGAUGUGUUGUACUUCUUGAAGUGUUCUAGGAUAACUGAUUCCACAUGUCCUUUAUUCCAUGCAGCAAUAUUGGCAGAUGAGAUGGGUCUUGGUAAGACCAUUCAGGCUAUAACAUAUCUAACCUUGCUGACCCACUUGGAGGAUGAUCCGGGGCCCCAUUUAAUCGUAUGCCCUGCUUCUGUUUUGGAAAACUGGGAAAGAGAGCUGAAAAAAUGGUGCCCAUCAUUCACAGUGCUCCAAUAUCAUGGAGCUGGGCGUUCUACUUAUUCAAAAGAGUUGAGCUCUUUGGCUAAGUCUGGAUUGCCCCCUCCAUUUAAUGUCAUUCUUGCUUGUUACUCGCUUUUUGAAAGACACAGUGGGCAGCAGAAAGAUGACCGGAAAAUUUUGAAAAGUUGGCGAUGGAGUUGUGUACUGAUGGAUGAGGCCCAUGCUUUGAAGGAUAAAACCAGCUAUCGGUGGAAGAAUCUGAUGUCUGUCGCACGAAAUGCAAGGCAGCGCCUGAUGCUUACAGGGACACCGCUACAAAAUGACUUACAUACUUACCUGAGGAUUGAGUCUAUCUUCAAGCUCGAAGAUGCCCGACUUUCUCCUUUGGCUACAUCUACCAUUAUCUUUUUCUAUGGAGGAUAUUUUCCUUCUUCUUCAUCAAUCAUAGGCUGCCUUGAACUUUGGUCAUUGUUGGAGUUUAUGAUGCCUGAUCUCUUUGAAACGGGAGAUGUCGACCUGAAAAAGCUGUUAAAUACUGAAGAUAGGAAUUUGAUUGCUCGAAUGAAGUCCAUGAUGGGACCUUUUAUUUUGAGGCGUUUAAAAUCAGAUGUAAUGCAGCAACUAGUUCCAAAGAUACAGAGGGUUGAGUAUGUGCAUAUGGAAAAGCAACAAGAAGAUGCUUAUAAAGAAGCAAUUGAGGAGUAUCGUGCAGCUUCACGAGCACGUAUUGGGGAAUUCUCCAAUAGUAUUGUUCUUCCUCGACGUCAGAUUUCCAAUUUCUUUGUUCAGUUCCGUAAGAUUGCGAAUCAUCCUUUAUUGGUGAGGCGUAUUUACACUGAUGAGGAUGUCACUCGUUUUGCUAAAAUGUUGCAUCCAAAAGGGGUUUUUGGCUUUGAAUGUACGAAGGACAGAGUAAUAGAUGAGCUUAAAACUUACAAUGAUUUCUCUAUUCACCGGCUUUUACUUUAUUAUGGUGACACUGAUACAAAGGAAACUCUUUUGGAGGAACAUGUUAUGGUCUCAGCAAAAUGUCGGGCAUUAGCCAAACUUCUACCUAUACUACACCGAGGUGGGCAUCGGGUUCUUAUUUUUAGCCAAUGGACGUCAAUGCUCGAUAUAUUGGAGUGGACUUUGGAUGUAAUUGGGGUUACUUACAGGCGCCUUGAUGGAAGUACUCAGGUGACGGAAAGACAGACAAUCGUAGAUACAUUCAAUAAUGACAAUUCCAUAUUUGCAUGCUUGCUGUCCACGAGAGCUGGAGGGCAGGGUUUGAAUCUGACUGGAGCUGAUACUGUUAUCAUUCAUGACAUGGAUUUCAACCCACAGAUUGACAGGCAGGCUGAAGAUCGCUGUCAUCGCAUUGGCCAAACAAAACCUGUUACGAUAUACAGGUUGGUGACGAAGGAUACAGUGGAUGAGAAUGUUUAUGAGAUUGCGAAAAGGAAGCUAGUAUUGGAUGCUGCUGUUCUUGAGUCUGGCUUGGAAGUAAACCAUGAAGGUGACGUGCCUGAUAAGACUAUGGGAGAGAUAUUAUCAACAUUGUUGCUUGGAUAA
Messenger RNA from Ilex paraguariensis (yerba mate), 1764 nucleotides. The record is from the annotation of a GenBank genome assembly. NCBI's taxonomy places the organism in Eukaryota, Viridiplantae, Streptophyta, Magnoliopsida, Aquifoliales, Aquifoliaceae.